Messenger RNA from Menidia menidia (Atlantic silverside), 909 nucleotides. The record is from the annotation of a GenBank genome assembly. Lineage: Eukaryota; Metazoa; Chordata; Actinopteri; Atheriniformes; Atherinopsidae.
CUGGGGGGCCGGCUGCCCUGCUCCUUCGUGACUCUGGCCGUUUUGGGCUCCUACGCGCUGCAGUCGGAGCUGGGCGAGCACGACCCCGACGUGCACGGCCCCGACUACGCCAAGGAGAUGAAGAUGGCCCAGGGCCAGACCAAGGAGCUGGAGGACCAGAUGAUGGAGCUGCACCGCACCUACAGUUAUUUGCUGAUCGUGUCUCUGUGUCCCCGACAGGAUCUGGACGGCGUGGACAUCACGCUGGGCGUUUGCUCCAGUGGGCUGAUGGUUUACAAAGACAAGCUGAGGAUCAACCGCUUCCCCUGGCCCAAAGUACUGAAAGUGUCCUACAAACGGAGCAGCUUCUUCAUCAAGAUCCGACCGUCUGAGCUGCGUAAGGACAUCCUGGGGGGCCGGCUGCCCUGCUCCUUCGUGACUCUGGCCGUUUUGGGCUCCUACGCGCUGCAGUCGGAGCUGGGCGAGCACGACCCCGACGUGCACGGCCCCGACUACGCCAAGGAGAUGAAGAUGGCCCAGGGCCAGACCAAGGAGCUGGAGGACCAGAUGAUGGAGCUCCACCGCACCUACAGGUUCAGGGGUCAGGCUGGUGGGCUGGCCUCCAGCCUCCCCCCCGUCCCAGAUAGCCGAGAGGCGGCCGCGGAGGCCGGGUUCUGCCGCCCCCUGGUGGCCGAACAGAGCACUGCAGGACCACUCAACCCUGAAAUAAAUCACAGCUCACAAACUGAUCUGGACGGCGUGGACAUCACGCUGGGCGUUUGCUCCAGUGGGCUGAUGGUUUACAAAGACAAGCUGAGGAUCAACCGCUUCCCCUGGCCCAAAGUACUGAAAGUGUCCUACAAACGGAGCAGCUUCUUCAUCAAGAUCCGACCGUCUGAGGUAGAGAGAGAUGGAUGGAUAGAUAGAUAG